This is a messenger RNA of Zasmidium cellare ATCC 36951, 933 nucleotides long. RefSeq lists its product as uncharacterized. The record is from RefSeq and is a predicted model, not a curated record. Bases 1 to 933 code for a protein of 310 amino acids. NCBI's taxonomy places the organism in Eukaryota, Fungi, Ascomycota, Dothideomycetes, Mycosphaerellales, Mycosphaerellaceae. The transcript has 2 exons.
AUGCAAGUCCCAUCCUGCUUGUCACCAGAAAUGCGACCUUGCGCGAAGAGCAAUCCCUAUGGCCAUCACAAACGACAGCCGCAAUGGCACGCAGAGCCCGAUCCGCAAGGUAGUGAUCCUUGGCACAAUAUCACCGUCCAUAAAAGUGACUUCGCCCAACCAUCCCUCACCUCACUAUUCACAACCGUCGCCCCCGACAUCAUAUUCAGCACUCAAUCCGCCGGCUCAUUUUCCUUCCAAAAAGAACUCAUCACCACCGCAAUCCAAACCAACAUCCCACGCUUCGUCGCCGCAGAAUUCGGGCACGACACACUCAACCCCAAAAUCCAGGACCGUCUACCUCCUUACAAAGAAAAAGCAAAAGUUAUCGAGUACCUCCAGGAAUACGAGAAAUCUAUCGAGUGGACCGCAGUAGCAACAGGCUGCUUCCCCCUCGAUCAUGUCCUCAUUACGGGAACCCUAGGCUUCGACCUCAAAUGGCAGAGCGCCAUGAUUCCAGGCUCAGGCCAUGAGAAAUUCGCAGCAAGUUCGUCUUCGUGGAUCGGUCGCGUGGCUCACUCCAUAAUCACACACUGGAGCGGAGUCAAAAACCAGUACAUCUACGCCGCCGGCAUGACAGUCAGCGGCCAUGAGAUUAUGCAAUCUCUCCAGGAUCAGACGGGCCAGACGUGGGAAGUGGGCAAUGUAGACGUGGAGGAUCUCGUUCAUGAAGGGGAGAGGAGGUUCGAACGUGGAUUUCCUGAUGCGGGCAUGUUCCUCAUGGAGAGAAGUGUGUUGUUCGACAAGGGCUUGGAUGCGGUGAGACCUUCUGUGGAGAGAGACGCGAAAGAGAUGCUUGGCUUGGGUGUUGCGGGCGAGAGUUUGGAGGAUGUUAUUCGCGAUGUUGUGCAUGAGUAUGAGCAUCGUGGCCAUGGUGAUUGUGGGUGCGAGUAA